Molecule: messenger RNA, 1697 nt
Organism: Perkinsus marinus ATCC 50983
Lineage: Eukaryota; Perkinsozoa; Perkinsida; Perkinsidae
Product: 10 transmembrane domain, possible aa transporter, putative
Exons: 1
Coding region: 1-1425 (474 amino acids)
Biological process (GO): amino acid transmembrane transport
Cellular component (GO): vacuolar membrane
Molecular function (GO): amino acid transmembrane transporter activity
Source: RefSeq, a predicted model, not a curated record
AUGUCACUGGCAGUCAGCAAGGCUUCCACGUCUUCUUCAAGGAGCAGUAUCGCCUCCUCCAAGAAGGUUGAGUUGUCAUCUCCGAGAUGCUCUUACGUGUCUGAGAAGAUUGAAGGUGAUGUGGAAGUUAACCCCGAGGGCAUGCCUGACUUCAUGGCUGUCUUCAACGUGGUUAUGACUGCUGGUGGAGAGGGUAUGUUGGCUUUGACCACGGCGACGGCCAGUGUGGGAUAUCUGCCUGCUAUCAUCCUACUCUUCGUGUGUGGUGCUAUUGGGUGGUUGAUGGUAUACCUGUUGUACUGCUGCCGCGUGAUGGCUCAGCAGCUGGGUAUGCACGUGGUAAUGGCUUAUGAGGAUCUUGGCGACGCCGCUUUUGGUCGAGUAGGGCGGAUAGUUGUUGCUGUAUGUUUACAUAUCUCACUGAUUGGUACAUGCUGUAUUGUUAUCCUCCUCCUCGGUCAGAACUCCUAUCAUCUCUAUGAUGGCAUUUCUAUUACCUGGUGGGUUGUCAUCUGGGCUUUCCUCCUCCUCCCUUUGAAUUGGCUCAAGACUAUGCGAGAGAUUGGUUAUGUGUCGAAUACCUUUGGUGUUGUCGCUGUGGUCAUGUCUGUCAUCGGCCUCACUGUGGGUGGCUUCGUCCAAGCUGCGGCAAGUGACGGUGACGUGGAGUACGUACUUGGUGUAUCACAGCCGCUCAGCAUUCUCGCUGCUUACACUACCUUCUCUUUCGCUUACGCUGUUACUUGUGGCUCUACAACUGUGGUACAUGACAUGCGAAUACCUUCUCAUGCCCCUAAGAUGUUUUUCUACGCUUUCGCGACGAUUACCGUCCAGUUGGGCGUCGUCACUGCUGCGGCUUAUCUCGGGUGGGGCCAAAGUCUUCUCUGCUACGGCAAUGUCUUGGAUGCUAUGCAUAAGAAUGUCUGGGGAUAUAUUUCCUUUGCGAGCAUUCUCGGGUUGUGCUCUACACACUAUGCCCUUCUACUGCAUCCAUCUUGUAGGGCGAUUGAGGUCCUCGCCGGUUUGGAAAACGGCUCGCCGCGAGCUGAGAAGUGGGGAAAGUGGCCCACUCUAGUUGCGACUUGCAGUCUACGUAGUCUUCUCGUUGCCAUCACUGCAAUCAUCACUAUCGCGGUACCCAACUUUACGUUGCAAGUUGAUUAUCUAUCGGCUGUGACUUACACGCUGAUCCAUCUUGUCUUCCCUCCCCUAUUCUACAUGAGACUUAAGUAUCUGUUGUCUCGUCACUCUAAGGAUGAGGGGUCGGCCAGAGACGAAGGGAACUUUGGUUCGAAGCGGGCAACAAUGAGGAGUUUAUCUUUCAUCGUUCUCAUGCUUGUGGCUGGGGUUGGAUCUGCUUGGACUCUGUACCAAACUAUCUACCCUCCAGCGUCCCCCGAGGAGUGCUCGGUUCUAUCGUCGUAGCGAUUGGCUUGUGUACUUUCUUACUAUAGGUUUCUAUACCUCUGCAUUAGCAGACCUUCGUGUGCACUCAGUGAGUGUCGCUCAUGUUUAGUUUUCUCUCGUCUUUUCAUGGUGUAAUACGUAGCACUGUUCCUCCUUCGUACGGAGUUGCUAUUACUGUCUCGACUUACUCUCCCUGUUAGACUGCUCAAGAGCUCAGCGUCUACAAUUGACUCACAGUCUAUGUAGCUUGUUAGACCUUCUUAGUUGUCUAUGUCGCAUCCAGCGCUUUU